UUUGUUUAGUAAGUUAGAAGGAAACCUAAAAAGAACAUAAAGUUAUCCGGCGCUGUAAUUGCAAGGAAGUUGCUCAUCUUCCAAUGGCAAAUAAGCUCAGGUUAGAGGGUAAAGUAGCUGUAAUAACGGGUGGUGCAAGUGGCAUCGGUGAAGCAACUGCAAGAUUGUUCGUUCAACAUGGUUCCCGUGUCGUCAUCGCCGAUAUUCAGGAUCAACUUGCUCUCCAAGUCGUCUCCUCGAUCGGAACAGACAACGUCAGCUACCGACGUUGUGACGUAACCGAUGAGAAACAAGUCGAGGAAACUGUAGCCUACGCUGUCCAAAAAUACGGUACCCUCGACAUAAUGUUCAGCAACGCCGGCAUCCUCGGCUCCUUCGGGAGCAUUCUCGAAAUGGAUAUGACUGUGUUUGACAGGACAAUGGCUGUUAACACGCGGGGAGCCGCGUUAGCCGUGAAGCACGCGGCUAGAGUCAUGGUAGAUAAAAAAAUUCGCGGCUCCAUAAUAUGUACGGCAAGCGUAGAGGCUAUCCUAGCUGGUGCAGCUCCGUUAGCCUACAUCGCGUCGAAGCAUGCCAUCCUUGGAGUGGUGAAAGCGGCGGCGCGUGAGCUGGGGCAACAUGGAAUUAGGGUGAAUUGUGUAUCGCCUUUCGGCAUCGCCACGCCAAUGGUGUGUAAAUCGUAUGGCACCGAUGCCGCCAGGAUUGAAGCUGCUGUAUGUGGAAAUGCUAACUUGAAAGGUGUUUCUCUAAGCACGAAGCACAUUGCAGAAGCAGCUCUUUUCUUGGCGUCGGAUGAAUCGGCUUACAUUAGUGCUCAUAAUUUAGCCGUCGAUGGUGGACUUAGUUCUAUUAUGAAGCUAAAUCAAAAUUAAAUCGUGCACUACAUUGUUUCAAUAAAUGCUAACAAACAGCCUUGGUUGUAUUGUAUUGUGUUUUUAAUUUAAAACUUUAAAUAAAAUAUUUAAUCAUUAA
Molecule: messenger RNA, 972 nt
Organism: Solanum dulcamara
Lineage: Eukaryota; Viridiplantae; Streptophyta; Magnoliopsida; Solanales; Solanaceae
Product: short-chain dehydrogenase reductase 3b-like
Exons: 2
Coding region: 84-872 (262 amino acids)
Source: RefSeq, a predicted model, not a curated record